Messenger RNA from Meriones unguiculatus (Mongolian gerbil), 2698 nucleotides. It is a transcript of the gene Ascc2, whose product is annotated as activating signal cointegrator 1 complex subunit 2. Lineage: Eukaryota; Metazoa; Chordata; Mammalia; Rodentia; Muridae. The record is from RefSeq and is a predicted model, not a curated record. Gene Ontology annotation, biological process: regulation of DNA-templated transcription. Bases 125 to 2371 code for a protein of 748 amino acids. Gene Ontology annotation, molecular function: ubiquitin binding. The transcript is spliced from 20 exons.
CUUCCUUUCUGCGUCUGCGGAAUAGCCGUUUGACCCCGGAAGUGCUGGCUCUGUGAAAGCUGUCACCGAGAACGGCGGCAGAACGUCGCGGGUGUGGAGCCGGGAAGGAGGGUCACGCAGCACAAUGCCAGCUCUGCCCCUGGACCAACUCCAGAUCACCCACAAAGACCCGAAGACAGGAAAGCUGAGGACUUCAGCAGCGCUGCACCCUGAGCAGAAGGCAGACCGGUAUUUUGUGUUAUACAAACCGCCCCCUAAAGACAACAUUCCCGCCCUAGUGGAGGAGUACCUGGAAUGUGCCACCUUCGUAGCCAAUGACCUCGACUGGCUCCUGGCCUUGCCUCACGAUAAAUUCUGGUGCCAGGUUAUUUUUGAUGAGAACCUGCAGAAGUGCCUGGACUCCUACCUGCGCUAUGUACCCCGAAAGUUUGACGAGUGGGUGGCCCCGACCCCUGAGGUGGCCGACAUGCAGAAGCACCUACACCGAAGCGUUUUCCUCACCUUCCUUCGAAUGUCCACCCACAAGGAAUCCAAAGAUCACUUCAUUUCUCCAUCUGCAUUUGGAGAGAUCCUCUACAAUAACUUCCUCUUUGACAUCCCAAAGAUCCUGGACCUCUGUGUGCUCUUUGGAAAAGGCAACUCACCACUGCUCCAGAAAAUGAUAGGAAACAUAUUUACCCAGCAGCCAAGUUACUAUAACGACCUGGAUGAAACCAUUCCCACCAUACUUCAGGUCUUCAACAAUAUCCUCCAGCACUGUGGCUUGCAGGGGGAUGGGACCAGCACUACACCCCAGAAACUCGAGGAGAGGGCACGGUUGACCCCCAGUGACAUGCCUCUCUUGGAAUUAAAGGACAUUGUUCUCUACCUGUGUGAUACCUCUAUCACACUCUGGGCCUUUCUGGAUAUCUUCCCUUUGGCCAGCCAAACCUUCCAGAAACAUGACUUUUGUUACAGACUAGCUUCCUUUUAUGAGAUGGCAAUUCCUGAAAUGGAGUCUGCAAUUAAGAAGAGGAGGCUUGAAGACAGCAAGCUGCUGAGUGACAUGUGGCAGAGGCUCUCCCAUUCCAAGAAGAAGCUAAUGGAGGUGUUUCACAUCAUCCUGAACCAGAUCUGCCUCCUUCCCAUUCUAGAGAGCAGCUGUGACAACAUUCAAGGCUUCAUCGAAGAAUUCCUUCAGAUCUUCAGCUCCUUGCUGCAGGAAAAGAGAUUCCUCCGGGACUAUGACACCUUCUUCCCUGUAGCUGAAGACAUCAGCUUGCUGCAGCAGGCUUCAUCGGCCUUGGAUGAGACCCGGACCACCUACAUCCUACAGGCUGUGGAAAGUGCGUGGGAAGGGGUGGACAGACAGAAAGUCAAGGACACUAAAGAUCCAUUGAGAGCCAAGGAUCCUAGUAAUGAAGUCACAGUGACAUCAGAGCCAGUGAGUGAAAUGGCAUCACAGCUGGAGAACUCCGAGGAUGAGGAGUGCAUGGGUGCAGCAGCUGCCCUGGGCCCUCCUGUGUGUGGUGUGGAGCUAGACUCACUCAUCUCCCAAGUGAAGGACCUGCUGCCAGACCUUGGGGAGGGCUUUAUCCUGGCCUGCCUGGAGCACUACAGCUAUGAUUCAGAGCAGGUGAUCAACAACAUCCUGGAGGACAGGCUGGCCCCUGAGCUCAGCCAGCUGGACCGCAGCCUGGAAAGACAAGUGAAGCCGGACCCUACACCCCUGUUGACAUCUCGUCACAACGUGUUCCAGAACGAUGAGUUUGAUGUGUUCAGCAGGGACUCAGUGGACCUGAGCCGAGUGCACAAGGGCAGGAGGAAGGAGGAGAACGUGAGGAGCCUGGUGAAUGACAAGCGGGCUGUGGUGUCGCAGCGGCAGCGCUACCAGAAGUACAGCGUGGUGGUGGAAGAGGUCCCACUGCAGCCCGGAGAGUACCAGGUCGAUGACUAUGAGGAUGAGUAUGAUGACACGUACGACGGUAACCAGGUGGGCGCCAACGAUGCAGACUCCGAUGAUGAGCUCAUCAGCCGCAGGCCCUUCACCAUCCCUCAGGUGCUGAGAACCAAAGUGCCUGGAGAAGGGCAGGAGGAGGAAUAUGAUGAAGAGGAGGAGGCUGAAGAGGAGGCCCCCAAGCCAGACCAUUUCAUCCAGGAUCCUGCAGUGCUGAGGGAAAAGGCCGAAGCCAGGCGCAUGGCCUUCCUCGCCAGGAAGGGGUACCGGCCUGAGAACUCCACUGCAGUGAUGGGCAGCCCCAGGGGCCAUGGGCAAAGCCGAGAAACAACCCAGGAACGAAGGAAGAAAGAAGCCAACAAGGCAGCCAGAGCCAACCACAACCGUAGAACUAUGGCUGACCGCAAAAGAAGCAAAGGCAUGAUCCCAUCCUGAGGCCACAAGCUGCCUGGACGAGGGAGGCCCCUCAAGGCAGCUCUGCCCUCAGGAGCCCUUCAAGGCCACCGCCGCACCUCACCUACCAGCCAGCCAUGAACGCCUUCUUGUUGAAUACACAGUGCCUUAUCCCUUGGUGCAGGAACCCAAGGCCAUCAAGCAGGCUCUCUCCCAGCGCGCUGGCUGGAAAGGGUGGGGAUGCAGAACCAGGUGUUCCUCAUCUUGUGAAGCAAGACACAUCACCUCACGGAAGUCCUGGAUGGUAGGAAACUUGUAUAUUCAGAAGCAACAGAAAGCCCAUGAAUAAAGUUUCUGACCUUCCAACAA